This is a messenger RNA of Nicrophorus vespilloides, 3714 nucleotides long. It is a transcript of the gene Mp, whose product is annotated as collagen alpha-1(XVIII) chain. NCBI's taxonomy places the organism in Eukaryota, Metazoa, Arthropoda, Insecta, Coleoptera, Silphidae. The transcript has 18 exons. Bases 222 to 3023 code for a protein of 933 amino acids. The record is from RefSeq and is a predicted model, not a curated record.
GCUGCCGUCGCCACACGCCAAAACAGCAGUCCUCCUCCACGUCCAGAAACAUGCGCCCGCUUACGAAACCCGCGAUCUCCAGAUGAGGCUUCUCAUCCAGUAGAACAGGAGGACGCGCGCUCUUUCAGUCAUAGACUAUCCCCGUUGCGUGAUAUGUGAGUCCCAAAAAAAAAACAAAAACUCUCGGAACGCAGAUCUCUUUUCUCUAACUCUGUCCAACCAUGGCGAUGGUACUUUCGAGUCAGAGCCGCCUCCUGGUGGCUCUGUGUCUUUGCCUCCUCGUGCUUGCCGGUGCUUUGGCCGUCGGCUCCUUCGCCGGAUGGUUCCACCAACACGACAUCCACGAUCCAAUACCUGCACGCCUCCGUCAGGGUUUCAAUAAUGAACAUUCCCUUUUACCAGACGAUUCAGAAAACGAUCUGUUGCUAGACGUUGAACGGGAUGAUUUAGAUGAACAUAUUUUCCCGGAGGGCAGCGGAUCCGACGGGCUACUGGCAUUUCCGCCUCCCCCGCCCCCACCGAAUGGACCAAUACAAUAUAUUGGCCAGAAAGGAGAUUCAGGACCUAGGGGUCCGCCGGGUGAGUCGAUCAGAGGUCCUCCGGGACCGCCUGGUCCUCCCGGACUACCAGGAAUUCCAGGAGAAGCACUUGGCGGCGCAGGGGGCACGUGUAGUUGCAAUAUGACUAGUCUAAUGAAUUCAUUUAUGAUGCCAAAAAUGCUCCCGGGACCUUCGGGUGUUCCCGGGGCGGAAGGUAAAACGGGCCCACCCGGUAUGACCGGACAACCGGGUGUUCCCGGGGAAAGGGGCGCUAUUGGACCGCCCGGCGAAAGAGGAGAUCGUGGGGAGAGGGGCUCUAUGGGCCCGGAAGGUAUGCAAGGACCGAAGGGCGAAUCAGGACGCGACGGAAUACCGGGACAAGCCGGACCUCCGGGUCCUCCUGGUCCUCCAGGUCCAGUCGAAUUCGAAAACCUAGACCCAAGCUGGAAACCCAGAACUUCCUUCAAGGAUGCGGUUUUGGGUGCCGGCGCCAUAAGACCCGGAACUCCUGGUAACAAAGGUGAAGCCGGAUUACCUGGUAGUCCCGGAUUAAGAGGUGAGCGAGGUUUGCAAGGCACCAAAGGUUCUCGUGGAGAAUCCGGUUCAAAGGGAGAGCGAGGAGAUCGCGGAUUUCCAGGAGAAAAAGGACCACAAGGUCCGAAAGGAGAACCGGGAAAUCCCGGUUUGGAUGGUUUACCCGGUACACCCGGAGCAAAUGGAAAGAACGCGGAGAAAGGCGAGAAGGGUGAUUUUGGACCACAAGGUCCUCCUGGUCCGCCAGGUUUACCCUUCGAAUUUGGUGAUAAGGAGUAUGCUAAAACUGUAAUUGGUCAGACAGGACCUAAGGGAGACUUAGGUGAACAGGGUUUGAAGGGAGAACGAGGUGAGAACGGUGAGGCUGGUAUUCCCGGCGUUCCUGGUAAGAAUGGAAAUCCGGGGAUGGCUGGAGAAAAGGGUGAACCUGGAAACGGUGGUGCUCUUGGACCUAUUGGACCACCAGGACUUAAGGGCGAAAGAGGUGAAAGGGGUCCUCCGGGACCGAUUAGCGUGGUGGACUCGAACGCUCAGUUCGUGUCGGUUAAGGGCGAAAAGGGCGAUCUGGGUAAAAGGGGAAGAAGAGGUAAACAGGGACCGCCAGGACCUCCAGGGAAAACAAGUGCAGUCGGUGAAAUGGGAUUGCCUGGCUGGAUGAAUAACUUCAAGGGAAGGAAUGGAUCCCCCGGCAUUAAAGGAGACAAAGGUGAUUCCGGCGAUGGAAAGGGUCCGAAGGGUGAUAGGGGAGAUCGCGGCACAGAUGGAACUCCCGGUCGUGACGGAUCCCCAGGUCUGCCCGGUCCACCAGGAAGUGAAGAUUCUGUGCGUUACAUCCCAGUACCGGGACCACCAGGUCCACCAGGAGCACCCGGAAUGCCGGGCAUCUCAUUAACAGGCCCUAAGGGAGAACCGGGGGUGUCGCCCUACGGUGAGCCGAUCUUUAACUUGAGACCGGGACCUAGAGGUAGUUUGGAGGAGCUGAAGGCGCUGAGGGAAUUAAAAGAAUUAAAAACAGGCAGGGCUACGGCGAGUCCACCUGUGGAACACGAUCACGGCGUAUCCACUCGCAUCGUUCCUGGAGCAGUCACCUUCCAAGAUAGAGACGCGAUGAUGAAACUGACCAGCGCCAGUCCUGUGGGCACGCUGGCUUACGUAAUCGAGGAGGAAGCCCUUCUGGUCAGGGUCAAUAACGGAUGGCAGUACAUCGCACUGGGAUCGUUGAUUCCUAUAACCACCCCUGCACCGUCUACAACGAGCAGCCCUCAAUUACGUCCGCCGUUCGAAGUCAGCAAUUUGAUUAAUCAUAUCCCUAAGCAGGCCGACGUUCCCAACUGGUAUCCGAAAAUGCUGAGGAUGGCGGCUCUGAACGAGGCUUACACUGGAGACGUGCACGGUGUGAGGGGCGCCGACUAUGCCUGCUACAGAGAAUCCAGACGCGCCGGACUCAGAGGAACCUUCAGGGCUUUCCUAUCCUCACGUGUCCAGAACGUCGAUUCCAUCGUCAGACAGGCCGACCGAAAGCUGCCUGUUGCCAAUCUACGAGGCGAGAUACUAUUCAAUUCAUGGAUGGAGAUGUUCAAAGGAGACGGAGCUCCGUUCCCUCAUCCUCCGCGCAUCUUCUCCUUCAGCGGGAAGAACGUGUUGACCGAUCUCUCCUGGCCUAACAAAGCUACUUGGCAUGGUGCCCUCGUCAAUGGGGAGCGCGCCCUCGACACAUCCUGCGACGCCUGGCACGCCGACUCUCGUGACAAAGUUGGUCUCGCAGGAUCACUGCGCGGCCCCAGACUACUCGAGCAAUCCUCCUAUUCGUGUGAUAAGAAACUCGUCCUGCUGUGCAUUGAAGCCACCAGCGAGAUAUCCCCGCAGAGAAGGAAACGCAGCGUUAAUCCCGACAGCGAGGACUUCUAUACUGAAGAGGAGUACCAGCAGCUCCUAAGUGCCAUCGUCUAAAGCGAAUUGAAGAGAGAAGAUGAAACCAAAAUUAUUUUUUUAUUAAUUUUAUUUCCUUUUUUUGUACAUAUAUGAUAUACAUUAAUUAAUUUAUACUCUCGACGCGCCCUUACAUUUAUUAUUUCUUAAGUUCUUCUAUACUUUAAUGCUAUAACUAAUGUGUGUUUUUUUAUUGUAAAAAUUAAUUUGCGUUCUAUUCUAGUUAUCGGAUUUAGCCGCUUUCACCCUUAGGUAAAAAGAAAGUGAGAGAGAUAAGGGUCGUGUGUUUUACGUGUGCGCAUUUCUUGAGUUUCGUUGCAAAGGGGGUGAAACCUUGUAAAACCAAUUUGCUCAAUAAGUCAAUAUUUUAUAAAUUAUCCAGCCGCGUUUUACCUUUUGCGUGACCGGGGUUUUCUACCCUCACCCGUUAAUUAAACGGAAUACACCAUAUCUCUUUAUACAUAUGAAUACAUCCUUCAUAUUCGUGUAACUAUGCCCCUUGUUUUACUAAAUGUUAUUCUACUUAAUAUAUAUGGAAAAUUACUGAAUGGAUUGGUGAAUAUACUUGUUCGAUGUGCGUAUGAUAGAACCGUCCCAUUUGGACGCGCUUCUCGAUGUCAUUCAUAUCUACAUUGUGUUUUAUAUACCCAUGUUUUUUUUUCUAACUCUUCUAUUUCAUUUUUAAUAUACUACCGAUCCCGAUGUAAAUGUA